CAUAGCUUCAGACGCCGCCCUCGCCCAUUGCGCCGUGACCUGUUGCUCACAACACACCGAAUCGACUGCCACUGAGUUGCCUUACAUGGCCGAUCCAUUCGACGCAUAACAACAGCUCCUGCUUUCGUAGAAGCGCCAGCCUGUCAAUUGCGCCGCUGCAGCUACCGAUGAGCUCGACAUCGGUCUCCACCUCACUCUCCUGCUCCCGGUGAACGUGCAGCCACUCGAGUUACGGAGUACAUCUCUACACACAUUGCCUUUUUGGUUGUGAGUACCGACGACUCAAGACUUGCACAUUACCUCAACAAUGGCUGUUGCGCCAGCUCAGCCAGGGACGGGCGCAAACCCCCUCAGCGUACCGAACCCCACAAAACUCGACAAACUAAGGGAAGCCGUUGCGCAACCGGUCGUUGCGUCCUUCAUCGCUGGAGGAGUUGCUGGCGCUGUUUCUCGAACCGUCGUUUCGCCCCUCGAGCGCCUCAAGAUCCUGUUCCAAAUUCAAAGCGUUGGCCGCGAAGAAUACAAAAUGUCAGUGCCAAAAGCGCUGGCAAAGAUGUGGAGGGAGGAGGGCUGGAGAGGCUUCAUGGCUGGCAAUGGAACUAACUGCAUACGAAUUGUUCCCUACUCCGCUGUGCAGUUCAGCGCAUACAACGUCUACAAGAGGUUCUUCGAGAGCGAACCAGGCGCCCCACUAGGCGCAUACCAGCGGCUACUCUGCGGUGGCCUUGCUGGCGUCACAUCCGUAUCCUUCACAUACCCACUCGAUAUCGUGCGCACCAGAUUGUCCAUCCAGUCCGCGUCGUUCUCCAGUCUCCAGAAGGAAGAAGGCAAGAAAUUGCCAGGCAUGUGGACGCUCUUGGUGGGCAUGUACAAGACAGAAGGUGGACUCCCCGCACUUUAUCGAGGCAUUCUUCCCACCGUGGCUGGAGUGGCCCCAUACGUCGGCUUGAACUUCAUGGUGUACGAGCUGGCACGCACACAAUUCACGCCCGAAGGCCAAAAAGAUCCCAGCGCGAUUGGCAAGCUGGGAGCGGGUGCUGUUUCCGGCGCCGUAGCGCAGACCAUCACAUAUCCAUUCGACGUGCUGCGACGACGCUUCCAGAUCAACACCAUGAGCGGCAUGGGAUACAAAUACGCAGGCAUCGGCGACGCGAUAAAACAGAUCGUCAUGACAGAGGGUCUCCGAGGACUGUACAAGGGCAUCGUGCCAAACCUGCUCAAGGUCGCGCCCAGCAUGGCAAGCAGCUGGCUCAGCUUUGAGAUGACGCGAGACGCGCUCAUGGGAUCGUGGAACAACGGCUUCUUAUAGAGCGCAUCAUGAUUGGCUUCCAUGCCAGCACCAAUCUCCAGCAAGGACUAGAAAGAGACAACGAUACAGUACAACGCACAAGGACUGCAUUGCACUGCUGCAUGGGGGGGGGGGGG
Molecule: messenger RNA, 1425 nt
Organism: Boeremia exigua
Lineage: Eukaryota; Fungi; Ascomycota; Dothideomycetes; Pleosporales; Didymellaceae
Product: mitochondrial carrier protein-like protein
Exons: 3
Coding region: 308-1309 (333 amino acids)
Biological process (GO): transmembrane transport
Source: RefSeq, a predicted model, not a curated record